This is a messenger RNA of Lotus japonicus, 942 nucleotides long. Its product is annotated as vacuolar protein sorting-associated protein 2 homolog 3. Gene Ontology annotation, cellular component: ESCRT III complex; multivesicular body. The transcript is spliced from 11 exons. The coding region runs from base 124 to 762 and encodes 212 amino acids. Gene Ontology annotation, biological process: protein transport; late endosome to vacuole transport; endosome transport via multivesicular body sorting pathway. The record is from RefSeq and is a predicted model, not a curated record. Lineage: Eukaryota; Viridiplantae; Streptophyta; Magnoliopsida; Fabales; Fabaceae.
AAGAAACAUGAAAAUUAGGAUUAGCAAAGUUCAAAGGAAGACGAAGCAGGAACAACAACAUCGUUGUUUUGUUCUGUAACUCCCCUUGACGACGAAGACUUCCUUCGACGCUCAUCCAUCGCCAUGAACCUCUUCUCUAAGAAACCCACCGCCAAAGAGGCUCUUCGUGAGAGUAAACGGGAAAUGGCUAACGCUACCAGAGGUAUAGAGAGGGAAAUUGGAUCAUUACAAUUGGAAGAAAAAAAGCUAGUUGCUGAGAUAAAGAGAACUGCUAAAACAGGAAAUGAGGCAGCGACUAAAACUCUAGCCCGCCAGCUUGUCAGGCUUAGGCAGCAGAUUGCUAAUCUUCAAGGUAGUCGAGCUCAGAUGAGAGGCAUUGCGACUCACACGCAGGCAAUGCAUGCCCAUUCUUCUGUUGCUGUUGGUAUGAAAGGCGCUAGUAAGGCAAUGGCAGCAAUGAAUAAGCAAAUGGAUCCGGCAAAGCAAGCCAAAGUUAUGCUGGAAUUCCAGAAACAAUCAACGCAGAUGGAUAUGACUACUGAAAUGAUGUCAGAUGCCAUAGAUGAUGCAAUAGACAAUGAUGAAGCUGAAGAGGAGACUGAUGAGCUGACAAACCAGGUUCUUGAUGAAAUUGGUGUGGAUGUUGCCUCACAGUUAUCAACAGCUCCCAAAGGGAGAGUUUCAACAAAGAAUACUGAAAACGUCAGCAGCUCUGGCAUUGAUGACCUUGAGAAGCGUUUGGCGGCUCUUAGAAACCCAUAAAUCUUACCUGAGAUUUUGAUUCUUGAUCUCACAGUUUCUAAACUAAAAUUCUUUGCUGCACUAUUUUUUUCUUGGGAUUUCAAAUGUUGUGUUGAGUGUGUGUAUAUAUCAUGUAUGAAUAAUUAUAUAUUAAAUUUUCUCAGAUGGACAAAUUAUUUAUAAAAAAUAUGGAGUUGGGUA